This is a messenger RNA of Priapulus caudatus, 1008 nucleotides long. RefSeq names its product protein FAM49B-like. Gene Ontology annotation, molecular function: small GTPase binding. NCBI's taxonomy places the organism in Eukaryota, Metazoa, Priapulida, Priapulimorpha, Priapulimorphida, Priapulidae. The record is from RefSeq and is a predicted model, not a curated record. The transcript is spliced from 9 exons. The coding region runs from base 107 to 973 and encodes 288 amino acids. Gene Ontology annotation, biological process: regulation of actin filament polymerization.
GGAAAACAAGUGACAGCGUUCGCGUAAUGGCGUCCGAUUAAUCACUAAACUUUGCGACCGAUUGGAAAAACGGUAACUUUCAUUUACCUUGCAUUUCAGUUUUGAGAUGGGUAAUUUGCUCAGGCUACUGACCCGAGAGGAACUGCCAAAGCCAGACAUAUUUGUCGAUUUCGAAAAUGCUGCGCCUACAGAGAUUGAGCGAGAGACUUUCUACGUGGUGGACGCGGUACUGCGGCAUGCUGACACAGUACUGCUAGACCUGCAGCAGUACAAGGGUGCCAUCAAUGAAAUACGAGAGGCAAUAGCGAAACCGACGGAUGAAGGCCACCAGGACAGGGCAUGGCAGAAAGUUCUUCCUCUCGUCUCGCGUCUAAAGAACUACUAUGAGUUCUCUCUGAAGCUAGAGGUUGUUGUUCCGAGGCUACUAUGGGAUCUGUGCAGUGGGUCACUGACGCCACACGAACAUCUUGAGCAGCAGCAGGCUCUAGCCAAACAGUUCGCCGAGAUCAUCCACUUCACACUGAAAUUCGAUGACCUAAAGAUGAGAAAUCCUGCUGUGCAGAAUGACUUCAGCUACUACCGACGUACCGUGAGCCGAUCACGCAUGACCAACAUUGAUGCGACCGAUGAUGAGGAGUAUGAGGUGAACAACGAGCUGGCCAAUAAGAUGUCUCUGUUCUACGCGCAGGCGACGCCCAUGCUGCGCACUCUCAGUGACAUCAUGACCAAGUUUGUGUCAGAGAACAAAGACCUGCCGAUCGAGAACACGACCGACUGUCUAAGCACGAUGGCAGCCAUCUGUCGGCGCAUGAUAGAGAAUCCGGAGUUCUGUGCGCGGUUUAAGAAUGAGGACACGGUGUCGUUCUGUCUGCGGGUCAUGGUUGGGGUCAUCAUCCUCUACGACCACGUGCAUCCUGUCGGAGCCUUCUCCAAGAACUCCUGCAUCGACGUGAGACAAAUUGCAUAUCAUUAACAUUACUUAACAGCUAAUUAAGUAAUUAAUGAAGU